GUUCACAGCAGUGCCCUCGUCUUGAAGACUUCAUAUUGAAGACUUCCUGUGCUUGCAAUGUCCAGUGACGAUGCAGAAGGAGGACCUGAGAAGCGUGCGCGGAAGGACACUCUGAGGCUCCCCCGUGGUUUCGCCCAGCGCGGCGACCCUUCCGCGGGCGCCCUGCGCGCGGCGCUGCUGCGCGGUGCCGCGCUGUGGCACGAGGGGCUGAAGCGGUCCCAAGCUCUGCAGGUACCCGGCCUUGUCGUGGAUCAACCCAUUGCUGCGGACACGGUGCUGUUGCGGAUUCCCAAAGAACUCCAUUUCUCCAGGCCUCGAUGUGAAGAGAUCUUCAAGAACCUCUAUGAAGCCUGCGAGGCUCUUCCAAGUGCAGACCCCGAAAAGAGGGCCGAGGCCGCCGAUGCGCUGUGCUUUGCCAAAGUCUUGCAGAGCUGCGCGGCCGAAAAGUGCACUUCGACAGCACAGAGAGAGUGCCAAGGCCCUUCAACUUGGCCAGAAGCUUGGGGACAUGUAGCAGCAACGCUCUUGUCCAAUGUGGAGGACUUUGCGGAUCACCCUUACGUCGCUGCAUGGGAAGGACAACGGGGGAGAAUGCUGCGACUCACAUCAACUCCCUUGCGGCGAUCCGAGAGUUGCUGCGAUCUGCUACUCCCAACAGGCAGAAUGCCGCAGCUUUGCUCUGCAGAGCCCGAGCUGAUUGCUGCGCAGGCGCAGUACGUGAGGACGGUCUAUGGGUGCUUGCAGAGCACAGUGACGGAGAUGCCCAAGGAGUUGGAUGAAGGUCUCUUUGCUUUCUCCUGGCUUUGCCUCCUGACGCGCCGCUUCCGCGGACCUGAAGGUUCUGCUUUGGUGCCAGGGGUCGACUUCUUGAAUCACUCCUCAAAGCCGAAUGCCGCCAGCGAGUGGGAUGAGGCGUCCGGCUCCAUUGUCGUCACCAGCCUGGUGGAUCUACAGCCAGGAGACGAAGUUUGCAUCAGCUAUGGCAACUUGUCGAACCCGCUGCUUUUUCGCACCUAUGGCUUCACCUUGCCCUGUGAGUUCGAGCCCUGUUGCAGCUGCACCUUUACGCAGGAGGAGCUCGUGGCAGGUGCAUGUGCUGAGGCUGCCACCGCCCAGGUACAGGAUCUACCCAACUUGCACCUCAAUAGCUCCUUCGUCACGGAUGAGCUCGCAGAGCUGCUUCAGGCCUACCCGAGCGGCGCUGGAAAGCUACUGCGGUUGCUCUGUGCCGAACGGUUGGAGAAGAUGGAUGAGAAGAGCAAAGAGCUGAAGAUCUCAACUUCGACCAACCACGCGAGCCAUGCGAGCCGCGUGCUGCGCAGUGAGUAUCUUUGCCUUCGUUUGCAUGUGCAGAUCCUGGAUGAGCUUGCAGGACAGCCGAGCGAGACGUCCACCAGCGCGCAGGACUUGAAGCAUGAGCUUCAAUUGCUACACCAGGCAGGCAUGCUGGCGGUCUAAGCAGAUCUGAGCAGGUGGAAAACAGUCCGGAUGCGCACGGAGCAGGUGCUGGUGGCGCCGGACAAAUUUGGAUUUGUUUGGUGUAGUUGCAAGCCUCAUGCAUGCGAAGCCAAGACCAAGAGCCACACGGCUCAGUACUCGCGAAAGGUGUAUUUGGGGCUUCAAGUGUACAGCAAGAAUUUGCAAAGCACAGAUCAGC
Molecule: messenger RNA, 1657 nt
Organism: Durusdinium trenchii
Lineage: Eukaryota; Dinophyceae; Suessiales; Symbiodiniaceae
Source: the annotation of a GenBank genome assembly